This is a messenger RNA of Amoebophrya sp. A25, 3872 nucleotides long. NCBI's taxonomy places the organism in Eukaryota, Dinophyceae, Syndiniales, Amoebophryaceae. The record is from the annotation of a GenBank genome assembly.
AUAUUGCCCAACCAUCGAAGAGUUAGAGACUGGGCUACGACGUAGGAAGCACGAGCAGCCCAGAGGAACUGUUAUCAUAUUUAUACCUAGACACAAUUAUAUUCACUCGAUCCAAUAUAAAGCACCUAGAUUCUUCGCAGGAAGGAACUAGACUCUACGUAGUUCCUAGCCCUAAAGAAAGAAGGUGAAGCCUAUAACAAGAAUAAAUCAAUCAAGGACGGCUGGCACUGGUGAUCUCGGAUUAAAUCCCUUUGCAUAAUCAGGUAUAAUAAAGAGAAGCCGACUCUUGGUAAUCGGAUCUGUUCGUCCUCUUCUAUUCAUCAACACAAGAUGGCAGAAUAUACUGGUCGAUCCCGUCAACACUUUCCCACCUAUCGUGGGACCUCCAAACGGACGAUUGGGCAACGUUCUAUUGGGAUGCAGCUUUUUCUAUUUUUGUCCUCUGUGGGCCACGCGGUUGAGGCAGCUAUGGUAUCCGUGCCGACAGCAGGACCUGAAGACGCAUAUCGAGUGUCGGUUGAGGACUAUGCGCAGGCUUACGAAGCAUUGAAGAAGGGACCUUCGGGGGUCAUGAAAAAGAUCAAAAUGCUGAGCAAAAACAACAUCUUGGAAGGUAUGGAACAGGAGGGGGGACGCGGGCAGGUGCAUUCCCUGUUGGCCCCGACACUGGUUCAAAAUGAAGCAGCAUCGAAAGGAGCAGAACCGGAAGGGAAAAAUGCACUUCCACCCGGAAAGUUGGGAGAGGCAGUGCGUGUGUGGCGAGAUAGUCCGGCGUUGACGAGCCUUGUGAAGGAAGGCAAAAAGUAUCUACUUUGCGCACUGAUAUAUGCCAUGAAAAAAAAAUUUUGGGACUACAUGGUGAAGCACCCUUUCGCGACGAGCAUGCCCUUCUUAAGGCUUGAGAAAAUCCAUCUUCACAGGCAUCUCUGUCCCGUUUUCAAGGGAAAAGGAGAUCCAAGAUGCUCACCGCGAUGGAUUUCUGCAAGGUCUAACCUUCCAAGUUGGCAGCGGCAUUGCUCGAGCUCAGGAGCCAGAUCGAGGUCUGGAAGGUAUUCCCGAUGGCGAUCGUCCAGGAUUCGUCCUGCCUUCGCGUUUCAAGACGCUGGAUGGCAUUCGGCUGUUCGGUUUUUGUCGGCAAGAUUUCACUGAACUCUCGACUGCGGUGGCCCAUAUUCUUCAGACAUAUGAAGAUGUGAGUGCUUCUUGUACUAGUACUCCUGCGUUUAAUCCAAUCAUAGGAGUGGUAUUCACACUCAGCUUUACAGACGGUAGAAGCUUAAAUGCUUCCGUGUCUGCUGAAGUCUAUGGUAAGUCUUACGCCAGAAUGAAAGAGCUGUACGAGGGGGAGAGUGGUCAGACUCAAACUCCUCAGGAGGACGAUGUUGACGAUGAUGAAGGGGUGGGUCGUGUGCAGCAUGAUGAGGAUAUUCCGGCGCUAAAAAAGUCAUUGGACGAGAAAAAGACUCCUGGCGAGCAUGCUGACAAGAAGCGCGCGUUGGCCAAGGUGGCGAAAGAGCGUGCAAUCGAGCCGCCUAACUCGUCUCCAAAGCUGGCAGACAGGGUACGCGAGUAUGUGCGUGACCCGUUCGUAGCGGGGCGCAUUAUGGAGUGCAAAAAGUAUCGGGCAUGGGAAUUGGCAUUAUGGCUCACGAGUUUGAUUCAACCGAUGUGGUGCAACUUUUAUUUUUUCUAGCGAAUAUUUUUAUUUAUACUCUUCUUUCGGAAAUUCCUUCGCACUCGUAGUAAAUAAUUAUAACUAAGAGUCCUCCUUAAGUGCCUUCCUUAGGGAGAUUGAUUGUCUUAAAGAGUGUCUAUUACAGAAAUAGGGGACAAAAAUGCUUCUUAAGGAGACUCUUGGAGGAGCAGCUGUUAUAAACUUAAGCCAAUAGGAGACCCCCCCGCAAGGGCCAGCGCCGCCUCGUAAUAAGCUUGCUAGCUGCUAGCCUAGCUGGCUGGCUUGCUUCCCCCUUACCCGCAGCUACCUGGCUACGCUAGCCGCAGCUAGCCUGCUAGCUGCUUAGCCAUAACUAGCCUGCUAGCUGCUUAGCCUUAGCUAGCUAGCAAGGUAGCUGCUUGGCCGUAGCUAUAUAGCUAGCUGCUUAGCCCUAGCUAGCCUGCUGGCUGCUUAGCCAUAGCUAGCUUGCUAGCUGCUGCGCCAUAGCUAGCGAGCGUACUAGGUAGCUGCCCGCCCCUAUUGGGCUAGCAAGCUAGCUACUUGGCCAUGGUAGCCAGCGUGCUAGCUGCUUGGCCAUAGCUAGCUUGUGCUUGCGACUAGCUGCUUAGCCAUAGCUAGCUUGGUAGCUGCUUCCUUUGCAGGACCUAGCUCAGCAGCUGCUUUCUUAGCCAUGGCCAGCUUGCUAGCUAGCUUGGCCAUGGCCACCCUGCUAGCUUAGCCCGGCAGCCAGGGCCAGCUUGUUAGCCUAAUCUUGGCCAGCUUGCUAGCCCCGCCUUAUCUAGCUUGCUAGCUUUGCCAUGGCCACUCCAACUCGCUUGCUUAGCCGCAGCCAGCUUGCUACCUUAGCGCAAGACAGCGACAGCCAGGCCGCUUGCUUAGCCAUGAGGGGCGCCCACGAUAGUCCACCCUGAACCAGCCUCGCGCCGCUAGCUUGGUCGCCGAGGGGCUUGCGCCGUAGUCUUAUCUGUCUAGCUGCUAACCUUUGCCCAGCUGAGCCACUCAGCCAGCUGAGCCACUCAGCCAGCUGAGCCACUCAGCCAGCUGAGCCACUCAGCCAGCUGAGCCGCUCAGAGCCAGCUUAGCCAAAGCAAGCCAGCACCACCCGCGGCUGAGCUAUACGACCAACGCAGCCAACUGAGCGGAGAGCUUAGAAGCCAUUCGGCCAGCUUAGCCGUGCCGCCACCUAAGGGCAGCCGAGCUAUCUGGGUCUUGUUCUUUCGGCGCUCUCUGCGCCACGAGAAUUCUAGACCGGCGGCGCUCUCUGCGCCGCCGUUAAGAUCUAGCAUUUAUAUGUAAAUAAUCAGUCAAAAAUCUAGUCCCUUCACGUAUUUGUACCUUGCAGUGCUCUAAUGUGGUAUCACUUGAAAAGCGUGUGGUAUCAGCGCGUGAGCGAGCACCCGUUGAUCUCUCGAGCUCCACUUGUAAUACGUGCUCCACCAACCUUUUUGCAUCCAGUUGAUGGCACACGCGGAGAGCAGGGGCUGCGUAUUCCCGGCGGCCACGCUCUUCCGAAGGGGUGUGAGCCUGACGUCUUCAGGUACACUCCUCGAGUGGCGAACGGUGGUAUAGAGGAACUAGAGCAGGCGUUGAAGCAUAUUUUUAGGACAUAUGAAGAUAUGGAGAUUGAAGUAUCAACUUUCCGCUUCCUUCCAGAGGUCACGUUUGCGCCACUGUAAGUCGUAGAACUUUGAUUAUCGACAACUGUACCAAUACCGCAUUGUUUUCAAUCGUGUCUUCCCAGUAGUUUAGUGACUACUUGAGACGCGAUGAUGAUGAUGAGGAUGAUGAUCAGCCGUAGCUCCCCAGAUGCAGCAAUGCGUAUUAAGUGUGAAGAUAGUUUUUUUGUUAACCAGUGAGUGGGUAAAUGGGCAAUUUUUACUUAUCGGAUGAAGUAUUCAAGGAUGAAGAAAACGACGUGAAGCAAGCGCAUGAUUUGACUAAAAAACUUUCACGAAGAAAGCAGACUUGUUCAGGAUUUUCUACGAUUGUCUUGCUUAUAACGAUGGAAUGUAAUUUUGAGAUAUUUUGGCGUUUUGGUGAUUGAAGAAACUGAAUCAAAAACGAAGUCGAAUGUUUCUUGUAGAAGAAGGGACUGAGCAGAGAAGAACUAGAUGAUAGAGCAUGGAAGUAGGUGUUUCUCGACGUGGUCGUAGAGAACUGGUGUAAUGAUGAAAAGCUUGCUCUUUUUGGCGUUUUG